GCCUCGUGCAGUUCUGGCAGCGACGCGCGGGGAGCUGAAGUGGAAAUCUUGAGCUCUCUUACGAGGGAGCGUUCAAACGGAUACACAGAGCCGUUUCCAAAAUGCUCGUUUUAUUCGAAACCGCCGCUGGAUUCGCGAUAUUUAAAGUCCUUGAUGAAUCAAAGCUGCAGCAGGUGGACAGCCUGUAUAAGGAGUUUGAAACUCCUGAAAAGGCUCACAAAAUUGUGAAGCUGAAGCACUUUGAGAAGUUUCAGGAUACGACAGAGGCCUUGGCAGCUGCAACCGCUCUGGUUGAGGGAAAAAUCGGCAAGAGUUUAAAAAAGGUUCUGAAGAAAGUCGUCGCCAAGGAAGCGCAUGAACAGCUGGCCAUCAGCGAUGCCAAACUUGGCGGAGUUAUUAAAGACAAACUGGACCUGAGCUGUGUCCACAGCCCUGCGGUGGCCGAGCUGAUGAGAUGCAUCCGGACCCAAAUGGAGAAUCUGAUCUCGGGACUUCCUCCCAGGGAGAUGAGCGCCAUGUCUCUUGGCUUAGCUCACAGUUUGUCCCGCUACAAGCUCAAGUUCAGUCCUGAUAAAGUGGAUACCAUGAUUGUGCAGGCCAUUUCUCUUUUGGAUGACCUGGACAAGGAGCUAAAUAACUACAUCAUGCGCUGCAGAGAGUGGUACGGCUGGCACUUCCCCGAGCUGGGCAAAGUCGUCACAGACAAUCUGGCUUACUGCAGAACUGUCCGCACAGUCGGUGAUCGCACGAACGUGUCCAGCACCGACCUGUCGGAGAUCCUUCCUGAGGAGGUGGAAGCCGAGGUGAAGCUGGCUGCUGAAAUCUCCAUGGGAACAGAGGUGUCGGAGCAGGACAUCGCUAACAUCCAGCACCUGUGCGAUCAGGUGAUAGAAAUUUCAGAGUAUCGCGCUCAGCUCUACGACUACCUCAAGAACAGAAUGAUGGCGAUCGCCCCCAACCUGACGGUGAUGGUGGGCGAGCUGGUCGGCGCCCGUCUCAUUUCACACGCUGGGUCCCUGCUGAACCUGGCCAAGCAUCCAGCCUCCACGGUUCAGAUCCUCGGAGCAGAGAAGGCUCUGUUCAGAGCCCUGAAGACUCGCAAAGACACGCCCAAGUACGGUCUGAUUUAUCACGCCUCUUUAGUGGGCCAAACUACAGCCAAGAACAAGGGCAAGAUCUCCAGAAUGCUGGCAGCUAAAACUGCUCUGGCUAUCCGCUACGACGCUCUGGGAGAGGACACGAACGCAGAGAUGGGAGUAGAGAAUCGCGCUAAGCUCGAGGUCAGACUGCGCCAGCUGGAGGACAAAGGACUCCGAAGAAUCAGCGGAACGGGCAAAGCCACGGCCAAGGCUGACAAAUACCAACACAAGAGUGAAGUUAAGAUUUACGAUCCUUCUGGAGAUUCCACCAUUCCAUCCACAUCGAAGAAGAGGAAGUUUGAGGAGGUCAGGGAGGAGGAGGAGGAGGAGCCGGUGACGCCAGUGGUCAAAUCCAAAAAGUCUCGAAAGGAACCAGAAGCUGAAACGCCAGCAGCAGAAACGACAGAUCCUCCCAAGAAAAAGAAGAAAAAAGAGAAGAAAACGGAAGAAGAGCCGAAGGAGGAAGAGGAGGAAGUAGCCGUGAGCGAGACGACAAAAAAGAAGAAAAAGAAAGAUAAGACGGCACAACAGGAGGAGCCAAAGGAGGAAGAGGAGGAAGUAGCAGUGAGCGAGACAUCAGAAAAGAAGAAAAAGAAGAAGAAAAAGAAAGUAAAAGAGGAAGACGAUGAGUGAAAACAUGGGGCGGUGUAUAUACUUUGUUUUAGUUAAGAUUUUUUACAUUUUUCUCCAGUAUUUUAUGUUUAAAGGCAGUAUUAAGUGCCUGUCUGGUAUGUUAAACCAGGGGUUCCCAACAGUGGUCCUUGAGGAACACCGUCCUGCAUGUUUCAGCUGUUUCCCUGCUUUGACGCACCUGAUUUGAAUGAUUGGGUGAUUAACAGGCUUGUGCAGAACCUGAGGAAGUAAUUCGCUGAAUCAGGCGUUCUGUAGCAAACAACUGGAACAUUCAGGAUGGUGUUCCUCAGGGACCAGUGUUGGGAACCCCUGUGUUAAACAACAGAACCGUUGUCAUUUUAUGAUGGAAAAAGAACAAACCAAUAAAAUCUGAGUUCUUGUUUGUUUUUUACCAUUUCUACUUGACAGUUUGUACAUUUAAAUGUAUCGUACAAAUCUAUGGACAUAAUUAAACAACAACAACAAAAAAAACAUUUCAGUUGUGCAAACGGAAACUGUGAACUUUGUGCCUUGAUAGAAUAAAAACAUGUAACUAAACAUUGAAUUUGGUUGUAUCUAGUAUCAAAUAGAGGUUUAAUCAGUUUCUGAUGACAAGCACUUAACUAGAUUGGUGUAACUUUCAAAUAUUGAUUUGUUUUGUAGUAUAAAAAGGAGAUAGGACCAUAGAUCAUUGAUUUUUAACCAUUUAUUA
Messenger RNA from Nematolebias whitei (Rio pearlfish), 2463 nucleotides. RefSeq names its product NOP58 ribonucleoprotein homolog (yeast) (gene nop58). The record is from RefSeq and is a predicted model, not a curated record. The transcript is spliced from 16 exons. Gene Ontology annotation, molecular function: snoRNA binding. Bases 102 to 1772 code for a protein of 556 amino acids. Gene Ontology annotation, cellular component: small-subunit processome; box C/D methylation guide snoRNP complex. NCBI's taxonomy places the organism in Eukaryota, Metazoa, Chordata, Actinopteri, Cyprinodontiformes, Rivulidae.